AUGUCAGUCGGCGACUCGUUGUCGCUUGCCGUGGCUGUUUACGGGUUUCUUCCUCGAACAAAACGUGUAGAAGAAGCUGGUCAUGCUUACGAGUGCUCUGUGAUUCGUGAUAAAAUCACAUUAGGCAAAUGUACACUACCAAUUCUUAGAAGAAAUAGCGAGGAUGACCUUGAACUCACUCCAGAAGAAGUGGUAAGUUUUCAUCUUGUUAAUGAUAAGGUUUUCUGUUUAAUUCCUUUUUUUUCUUGUCUCAAAACUGAAUGGACAGUUGCCCAAUAUGCUAACUCCGCUAUGGUACCUGACCGGAUUAUUAUACCGCAGAGUUGUCUUUAUGAUGCCAAGGCUGAUUUCGAAAGUCAUCUGACCCAAUUUUUUUUCAAAUGUGGUAUCACUCUCGAAGUGAUUUGA
Messenger RNA from Cylicostephanus goldi, 408 nucleotides. Lineage: Eukaryota; Metazoa; Nematoda; Chromadorea; Rhabditida; Strongylidae. The record is from the annotation of a GenBank genome assembly.